Molecule: messenger RNA, 817 nt
Organism: Vigna unguiculata (cowpea)
Lineage: Eukaryota; Viridiplantae; Streptophyta; Magnoliopsida; Fabales; Fabaceae
Product: receptor-like protein EIX2
Molecular function (GO): protein binding
Source: RefSeq, a predicted model, not a curated record
GUGACUUAGAAUAAAGUAAGGAAGCAGUGCAGCAGAGAGAGAGAGAGAGAGAGAAGAAUAUGUAAUUUAGGAGUUGGUGUGUGUAUAAAUGUGGAUAUUGGGAGUGGUUGCGUACGGAGAACACCAUAUGAGAUGCCUUCCGAAGGAGAGGGAAGCACUCCUCCAAUUCAAGGCUGCCAUUGUUGAUCCUUACGGCAUGCUCUCCUCUUGGACCUCUCCCGACUGCUGUCGGUGGGAAGGGAUUCGCUGCAGCAACCUCACCGCCCAUAUUGUAAGCCUCGACCUUCACGGAGGCUAUUAUGAUGAAGUCUCUCGGCGUUACAUCAGCGGAGAGAUCCACAAGUCAUUAACGGAGUUGCGACAAUUACAGUAUUUGAACCUCAGUCUCAAUUCUUUUCCAGACAUUAAUAUUCCAGGGUUUAUUGGCUCCCUUACCAACUUGAGAUAUCUUGAUCUCUCUUCAUCUCGAUUUAGAGGAAAUAUUCCAAAGGAAAUCUGGAUUAUUAUAGGUGUGAAGUAGUGUGAGUGAAGAAAUGGAAUUAUUGUUGAAGAUCGAAAAAACAGAGAAAAGAGCUACUUCACUUGAAUUUGAAGAAAGAUAAAUGAGGAAGGUUUUAUUAGAUUUAUUUUCUUUAAAACUUUCUUUCUUGGCUAUUUUUAUUUUGUAAUAAGUUUUUGAAAACAAUUGGGCUUGGGGGAGCCCAUUGCAGUUGGGCUUAGCCUUUCAAUCUGACUUUAUUACAUGUCAAGUUGUUUAUAAUAAAAUGACUUGAUGAAUGUUCAAAACGUUGGAAAUGACAUGUUAUUGAUUUUUGAA